Spirodela intermedia is the source of this 1632-nucleotide messenger RNA. Lineage: Eukaryota; Viridiplantae; Streptophyta; Magnoliopsida; Alismatales; Araceae. The record is from the annotation of a GenBank genome assembly.
AUGGGUGGGUGGAGGCGCAGCGUCUCCUUGAUGCAGCACUUGAGGAAGGAGAGGUUCUUUAUGUCCCCCUCGUUGACCUUCCGGUCGAGCCCCACCGCCUCCGCCAGCUCCUGUUGCACCCUCUUCAUGUCCUCCGGGCUCCUCAUCAGCUCAGCCAUCACCCACUCGAUCGCCGAUGCCACAGUUUCCGUUCCGCCGAACAUCACGUCCUGUUUCCACAGUAACACUUAGAAACGGGAUAUUGAUGGUUUUGGGUCUCUCUCUCCCCCCUUUUUCCAUACGUACCAUGAUGAUGGCCUUGAUGUUUUCUCUCGUGAUCUUGAAGGAAGCUUGGAGUUCGUCGCCGUCGGCGGCGGGGGUUUCGCCGAGGAAGACGAUCAUCUCGUCCACCAUGUCGGUGUUGAGGUCAUCAGUGGCCUUGGGGUUGACUCUGUGCUUGUCAAUGAUCUCGUCGAUGAAGCCGUCGAGUGCCGCCCUGGCGGCCUCCAUGCGCUUGCGGAGACCGUGAAGGUCCAGCGGUGCAAGCCAUGGGACGAAGUCGGCCACGUUGAAGGCGCCGAAGAGCUUGGAGAACUCCUGCAGAAUGGCGAUGAACUGGUCCUGCCCUUCGCUGGAGCUCAAACCGAAGGCGGCGCAGUAGAUGAUCCCCUUCGCGAGGUUGAAGACAAGCUCGCUGACGUUGACGGAGGCCUCCGGGGUGGCGGCUGCGGCGGCGGCGACGGCCCUGACGGCGGCGUCGGUCUCGUCACGAACUGAGGCCCAAGACUCUCCCCGCCGGCGGCUGAAGAGCUUCAUAACGCAGAGCUUGCGCAUCUGCCGCCAGAAGGGCCCGUAGUUGGCGAAGGCCAUGUCGCUGCGAUCGUAGGUGAGGUAGCGGAUGGCGGCGGUGGCGGGGCGGUUGGAGAAGACGCCGUCGUGAACCUGAAGGACCUGCCGGGCCAUCUCCGGCGAGGAGACGACAACCGUGCGGGUGGCAGCGAAGUGGAGGAGGAACAGCCCACCAUAGCGCUCGGCAAGCUUCGCGAGGCCGCGGUGGUUCAGUUGCUCUGUGCUGAGGAUGCUGCCGAUGAAGGGGACCCCACGGGGACCCGGCGGGAGUCGUCGCCUGGUUACCGCGAGCCAACCCAGUGUCAAGGCCAUGGGCAGCAGCGCGAAGAACCAGAAGGACUGCGGGCUCUCGGAAGGUCCUGACAUUUCCAUGCUUCUUCCUACUCUCCUUCCUCCCUUCCUCUAACUUCAAACCCAGAGAUUUGCCCUCUGAGGCAUACUCAGGGGAGGGCGGGGUUAUGUAUCGUGUUCGGAGAAGGGGACGGGGGUAGGCCCCACCUGGAGUUAGGUGUGGACUUUCCUUGUAUAUUUACCCAAGAUAAGGUCACAUUUGCCAUAAUACAUUAACGUAUUUCCCUGGAUUCAUCCGACCCCACUUCGCAAGGGCUCUGUAGAUAGAUAACUGUGCUCCAAAAUCUGACUCGGGUUGGCGUCUCAAGGCCACGUUGACUUGGACCUCCAAUGAUGUGGGGCUCACUCCUGUCAUGUCGUAGAUCCUAGGCUCGUCUCGUCCAUGCAUUGACCAGAUAAGUUAUUUCACGCAGGAGUAUGAUAAAAACUUAUAGAGCGGGCUUUGACAUCUGA